AUGGUAAAUUCAUUUGUCGUCGACAUCCAUACCCAUGUCUAUCCCCCCGCCUAUAUCAACAUGCUGCGGGGGCGCAAGACAGUGCCUUACAUCCACGACCCAUCCGAUGGCGGUCCCCCUCGUCUGAUUAUCCUCGCCUCCGAUGAUGACCCCAAUAUUCCACUUGAUCAACGUGGUCGACCCGUCGACUCUUCCUACUCCGAUAUCAAAGUCAAACUUGAUUUCAUGGAAAAACAUGGAAUUGACUGUAGCGUGAUCUCGCUGGCAAAUCCAUGGCUUGAUUUUAUUGGCAAAGAAGAGCCAGGAUCGGUGAACAGUGGUGAUGCAGCCUCAGAAUGGGCACAGAAGAUCAAUGAUGAUCUUGAGGCGACUUGUGUGCAAACAAAUACGGCAGCCUCCAUAAAGUCUCUCUUUGCAUUCGGCACUUUACCUCUCGGGUCUCCCAGCCAGCAGGCCGCUGCAAAUGAGAUCCACCGAAUCAAAUCCCUCGCUCAUAUUCGUGGAGUCAUUAUGGGCACGACUGGACGAGGCGCCGGACUUGAUGACCCCGCGCUAGAGGAAGUGUGGGGAGCUCUUCAAGAUACCCAACUCAUGCUUUUUCUCCAUCCGCACUACGGCCUACCGGACGAGGCUUUUGGCGGGCCCGAAAUUGUUCGUCGAUAUGGUCAUGUUCUCCCUCUUGCACUCGGCUUUCCUAUUGAGACGACCAUUGCCAUCACCCGAAUGUACCUCAGUGGGGUCUUCGAUCGUUUCCCUCAUCUGCAGAUACUAUUGGCCCAUUCUGGCGGCACAUUACCAUUCCUUGCUGGUAGAAUUGAAAGUUGCAUUGCACACGAAAGAACUUUUCAGGCCAAUGGUGGCAGCAUGCCCGGACCCCAGCGUGGUAUCUGGGAUGUGUUGAAGACAAAUAUUUACCUAGAUGCGGUCGUCUACGGUACCGCAGGCUUGAAAGCAGCCAUCGAAGCUGGAGGUGGCAACACUGAUCGAUUGCUAUUCGGUACCGAUCAUCCUUUCUUUCCGCCUUUGAAUGAAGAAGACGAGAAAUGGACCAGCGUGACUACCAACUACAACGCUAUCCAAGAUACAUUGGGCAGUGAUAGAAAGGCUGUGGAUGCAGUAUUGGGAGGUAAUGCGGUCCGUGUUCUCAAUCUGAAAUAG
Molecule: messenger RNA, 1158 nt
Organism: Penicillium macrosclerotiorum
Lineage: Eukaryota; Fungi; Ascomycota; Eurotiomycetes; Eurotiales; Aspergillaceae
Product: amidohydrolase family protein
Exons: 2
Coding region: 1-1158 (385 amino acids)
Biological process (GO): secondary metabolic process
Cellular component (GO): cytoplasm; cytosol
Molecular function (GO): carboxy-lyase activity; hydrolase activity
Source: RefSeq, a predicted model, not a curated record